Messenger RNA from Dalotia coriaria, 2186 nucleotides. RefSeq names its product cyclin B3 (gene CycB3). Gene Ontology annotation, molecular function: cyclin-dependent protein serine/threonine kinase regulator activity. Lineage: Eukaryota; Metazoa; Arthropoda; Insecta; Coleoptera; Staphylinidae. Gene Ontology annotation, biological process: regulation of cyclin-dependent protein serine/threonine kinase activity; mitotic cell cycle phase transition. Gene Ontology annotation, cellular component: cyclin-dependent protein kinase holoenzyme complex; nucleus; cytoplasm. The record is from RefSeq and is a predicted model, not a curated record. The transcript is spliced from 6 exons. The coding region runs from base 215 to 1672 and encodes 485 amino acids.
GCCUUACCCGAGUCGCGAGCGCAUUCGUUUCAAACAACUGACAGAAAUCAAAACCAAGCUUGCUGCCCGAGAUCAACGAACUUUUUUCUGCUCGUCUCCGAGCACUACUUUAUUUCGCUUAUUCACGAGUUAUUGAGGCUAUAAUUGGGGACAAAUUAAGGCGUAAAUAAAUAAAGAAAAUCAAGAUUUAUUAAAUAAGUGACACAGAAACAAAAUGGCCCCCACGAAGGCGAUGCGCCCGAUCAUCCCGGUGCUACCCGCGACUCGGGUCACCACUCGCAGCAAAGCACAAAACAACAAUGCAUUGCUUAAGGGCAAGCGGAAGGCAGACGCCUCGCCCUCGAAACAAUCCGCUGCUAAACGCUCCGCUUUCGGCGAUGUUACCAACGCUGAAAAACUGAAGGCAUUUGAUAACAAAUCGAAACAGAUUCAAAAGCCUCUGUUGAAAAAGGUAAUGGUACAGUCGAAAGUGUUACCAUCGGUGAAAACGAUUGGCAAACCAAAACAGAAUGAAAAUGUGGCUCCGCCGCCGGCACCAGCACAUAAAGUGCAGACUAGGCAAACGACGAAGGUGGUACAUCCACUAAUACCGAAUCAAACAGCGCAGAAACCAAAAGAAGUCCUCAAGGAAAUCACUGUAAAUAAGGUGAAAACACGUUUGAGUAAUGAGUUCGAAAAGACUGAUGACUCUUUGUAUUCCUCUGCACUGGAAGAUAUCAGCGUGUCUUCACGGGGUAGCAUGGGCCGGAAGGGUAGUAACGCAUCGACGGAGAGCCGCGACAAGAUGUCCAUAACGAUGGUGGCACACCAAAUGGAAGCCAAUCUGAAUUUGGGAAAUCACGAAGUGCCUCAGGGUGUGAACGAUUUUGACAAGGAGAACUGGGAUGAUGUUUUCCAAAUCUCACACUAUGCCAUGGACAUAUUCAAUUAUCUCAAAAGUAGAGAGCCCACGUUUUUGCCUGAUGACUACAUGGAGAGACAACCGAACUUGACAAGAUGGAUGCGCUCGUUGCUUGUCGAUUGGAUGGUCGAGAUUCAGGAGAGUUUUGAACUGAAUCACGAAACGCUUUAUUUGGGCGUCAAGUUGGUGGAUUUAUAUUUGAGUAAGGUAACUGUAAACAAGGAUGUUCUGCAGUUGGUGGGUGCGGCGGCAAUGUUUAUUGCUAGCAAGUAUGACGAGCGCAUUCCGCCCUUGGUUGAUGACUUUUUGUACAUUUGCGAUGGGGCGUAUACGCGCAAAGAACUUCUUCGGAUGGAGAUUAAUUUACUGAAGGUUGUCCAGUUUGACUUGGGCAUUCCUCUCAGUUACCGAUUUUUGAGGCGUUAUGCUAGGGCCGCAAAAUUGACCAUGCCUAUUUUGACAUUGGCUCGUUUCAUCCUCGAAUACUCGUUGAUGGACUACGCGACCAUUAGCAUUUCUGACUCCAAGAUGGCCGCCGCCGCUUUAUAUUUGGCGCUGCAGAUGAAAGGGGUCAGUGGAUGGACGCCUACAUUGGAGUUUUACACGGGUUAUAAGUUGGAGGAAAUAAUGGAGACUGUCAUCACUUUGAACCUCAAUUUACACCGCAAGCCAAAAGAGGCGCUGAUGACGGUAAGAAAUAAAUACUCACACAAAAUCUUCUUCGAGGUAGCCAAAACACCGUUAGUGAAUACCGAAGAAUUUAAAGCAUGAGGGCGUAAUUUUUUAAGGCCAUUAUCUCAAUCUGUAUUUUAGCCACUUUUUAUGUACUUCUGUUAAGAACUGUUCUAAUUUUAUUUGUCCAUUGACACCCAUCUACGUGCCAACGUCUAAAACGCGCUUGCGUACGCGCACAUAUGUCUUUAGUCUUUAUUUUUACCUGUUUUUAAAUGUAAUUAAUAUUUAAUUAUUAAAAGAAAGACGUGAUGCUACACUUGCUCACGUUUUCGGUGAGACAAGUGAGGGCUGAAAACAAGAUGACAGACUUGUUGAUGUAAUGUAAUGAUGGUGUAAUCCGCAUUGACAAUGUAAUGAUAUUACACGAUAUUGAUUGAAUAUAUGCACGAAUGGUGCGUUGCAUGUCCAAUAACCGAAAUUGACUGAGUGACAAGAAAAGUGUUAACAUUUAAUCUCGAUGUUUGAUGUGACACUUUAUAUUGUUUACGCUUAUGUGGAGUACGUGGAUAGAACGAAAAUAAUGUUUGAAUAAAUAGUUUUUGUAAUUUUU